Osmia lignaria (orchard mason bee) is the source of this 4384-nucleotide messenger RNA. The record is from RefSeq and is a predicted model, not a curated record. NCBI's taxonomy places the organism in Eukaryota, Metazoa, Arthropoda, Insecta, Hymenoptera, Megachilidae.
UAACCACUCCUAUCAUUCAAGAAGAUUAACAAGUAGCCCAUCCAUCAUCGUCCUUCCAGAUUCUAAACAACCGAAGCAUCAAGGACUAUCUCUCCCGAAAAACCAUUCAACCUUCAGCUCCAAUAUACAAUCUCCAUUCACUUCCGGAUGAACCAAGCGAACCAGCAAGCUGCUUCCACCGUUUAUCAGCUCGUUUCGUGUACGAAUUACAAAUUAGCUAGGGAUUUCGUCGCGACGAUGAGGAGGAGAAAAUGUACGAAAUAGAAGGUGGUCGGUCGGGCCCGUUCGAGAUUGAAGAUCAAUAUUCGCCGGACCGAAAGGUUCGCAGCCACGAGCUGCAACGGGCUCGUGGAAAACGCACGCGCGGAACACAGCAGCACAGAUGGAACUGUUCCAAACAGUUCAAAUACAAGAGCCUAGAGAAGCUGUUCACGGUUUACCAGAGGAGGCUUCAGUAUGGUUAUCUGUCGCUCUUCGUUCUACUACAAUUGCUGCUCGGAAUCACGUAUUGUUUGAUUCUGAUUACAAUGGUCAGCAUCGAGAACUGUGUGCCGGACGUGGUGGUUUGCACCGUGAUGAGCGCGUUGCUCUGCCCUGUGAUCGCUCUAUCCUUCAGAUCGAAGAUCAUCUCCAGAAACAAUUAUCUAUCCGUUAUAUUGUCCUGUAUGAUCGUGGUGUUGUUGGUGGUCGGUGAUCUGGCCGUUCCAUUGUACUACACCUUCAAGCAAGCUGAUGACCGAUUACCGCCGAUAAGACCAGCGUACGCAACGCACGCGCUUCUCGCCUGUUACGUCUUCCUACCUCUCACGGAAAAUCUACACGCAUUCAUAUUAGGCGUCACGGCUACCAUGUGUUACCUGGCCACCCUAUCGUUAAUCACUUACAGAAACACGUUCGAUUAUUCGACCAAGAUCAUUACAGACACGAUAUAUUUUAUUUGCGUAAAUGGGCUAGGAUUAUACUUUAGAUUCAUGAACGAAGUCGUUAUUAGACGAUCCUUCCUCGAUCGUCGGAAGUGCGUUGAAUCGACGCUGCGAUUGAACUAUGAAAAAGAUCAAGAGGAACAACUGACGCGGAGCAUCCUACCGCAGCACAUAGCCGCGAAGAUCAAGAAAGAUUUUCGUGAUAUUUUUAAAUUUAUCGAGGAACACAAGAAACCACCGCCUAAAGGACGACCGCAUCACGAUUUAUGCGUCGAAACGCACAACAACGUGAGCAUUUUGUACGCUGACGUGGUGAAUUUCUCUGGAUUGACCGUAACAUUACCCGUACGAAAACUGGUGGAGACGUUAAACGACUUGUUCGGUAGUUUCGACGAGGCUUCCGAAAGGCAUAAUGUUCUGCGAAUCAAAUUUCUUGGUGAUUGCUACUAUUGCGUCAGCGGUGUACCAACACCGAAUUCCCAGCAUGCGAAAAGCUGCGUGGAUUUAGGACUCGAUAUGAUUAAGAUAAUCAAAGAGGUGAGAGGUAGGGUUCGACGCGAAUGCGGUGUGGAUGUAAACAUGAGAAUAGGGGUUCACUCGGGCAACAUAAUAUCUGGAAUUCUGGGUGCCAACAAAUGGCAGUACGACGUUUGGUCACGCGACGUCGUUAUAGCUAAUAAAAUGGAACAAACUGGACAACCGGGCAAGGUACACGUUACGCAGCAAACGUUGGAUCUCGUUAAUGCUUCCGAGUACGAUUGCGUACCGGUGGAUUCCAUAAACGACGAGGUGCUGAAGAAAUACGGAAUUCGUAGCUACCUGAUCACACCUUCGCUUCCUCCCGAUUCGCCUACCACGCAGAACAGCGAGAACACCUUGACAGUCAUCAGUCCGGACUCCCCUCCGGUGGCUAACAAGCAUUACGUGAGAUUCAGUAACGUACGUACCAGUAACGUUAGCAGUUCUGGCCCGAGGAACAGCAGACGUCUGACCACCACUAUAAAUAAUCAUGUUGACGUGUUCGCCGGCACUUAUAGACGUCGGACACAUUUCAUGGACUCCUGUUUGCGAGAUUAUCAUCUGAUGCUAAAAGCCGCAGAUGCGGAGAUGGAAAAUGCUAUUAAGCAAAUGCCCCUCACUAAGUGGGAACAAUGGUGCAGAUGGGAACACAUCAAUCCUUUGUUCUUGACCUUUCAACAGUGGAACUGGGAGAUACCGUUCCUGAAGGAACCCGAUCCUCUCUUUAAAUUUUACGUUAGCUCCGCUGUUUUUGUUCUAAUCUUUAUGGGACUCAUUUACCUGGUACCAGCAAUUUCCGUCUCUGAAUGGCACUUGAGUACGACAAUCAGUUACUCGGUUGCGAUAUUGUUCUUGAUUGCUCUAAUACCGAUCGUUUGGAUGCAUUUCGCGUGGAACCGAUAUAAAGAUCCGCACGAUGAACACGAAGGACACGUUCCACACCCUCGUAACAAAUUAUUGUGCUUUUUGUAUCAAACCAGUGUAAAGGUGGUAUGGAGCACGUUUCUUCGAACAAUAUUGUAUUUGGUGAUGACGAUAAUGUUAGCAGCGUGUGCCAUGUUUGAUAUGAUUUUUGAAUGUAACAAUGUGGACGAGCUUGCAAGCAACAACAUAACGUCUAGCGUGGCAGAACCUGGUGCUUCUAAGCUCGAAUGCGUAGCUACACCUUGGCAAAUGACACAGACUUGUUCCUUGGCAAUUCUAACAAGUUUCUUGUUUCUGAGGCUCCAUUACCUUAUAAAAUUAGUAAUGGGCAUCGCGGUGGUGGCAUUUUACUCGUGGAACGUUUGGAUACACCGUUCGAAUUUGUUUCGGUCAGGUGAAAGCUGGAAUCCGUAUCUAGAACCAAGACUGGCUCACAUUUUAAGUAUUGUUUUUCUCACCUUUUCUUUGCACCUAAUCGAUCGCCAGGCAGAAUACUUGAGCAGAUUAGAUUAUCUAUGGAAGCGUCAAUUAACCAAGGAACAGGACGAAGCGUUUCAUACUAGGAACGCCAAUAAACUGCUACUCCGUAACAUCUUGCCAGAACACGUUGCGGAAUUCUACUUAAACAUGAAUAGAACCGAAGAGAACGAGCCAUACCACGAAGCACACAACAACGUUGCUGUUAUGUUUGCUUCGUUAACCGAUGUAUCCAUCGAUGAAAGCAACGUUUUGAUAGAUUUGAACGAGAUUAUAUGUGAAUUCGACAAAUUAUUAUUUGAACCGUACUUUGUUUGUCGAAUUGAAAAAAUCAAGAUUGCUGGUACCACAUACAUGGCAGCCUGUGGAUUAGAAGCGACUCGACGUGAUUCAAUGCGAAGCUCAGAAAGCGAAGAAAGUUUCAACGAGAACGUGGUGAAAGUAAUGGCUCAGUUUGCAGUGGAAAUGAUGGCAGUUCUCAGUAAACUAAACGGCAGAUCUUUCUAUCGAACUAAACCAUAUAAAUUAAGAAUCGGCAUAUCACAUGGAGAAGUAACAGCCGGUGUAGUGGGUGCUCAGAAACCACUGUACGAUAUUUGGGGUGAUGCUGUUAACAUGGCAUCAAGAAUGGACACGACGGGUGUUCCAGGAAAAAUACAGGUUACAACGGAUACCGCGGCUGUUCUUGAACAGCAAGGCGUUAAAUGCCAUCUUCGAGGAAACACGUACGUCAAACCAAAAGGAUACGUCACGACGUAUUUUGUUGGCAUCGACGAAGAACGACAGCUCGAGAGAAUGAGUUCCGUCGAAGAGACUAGUCUAUGAUCCGAAGGUUAAAUUAAUUUUUCAUAAAUCAAUUUGCAACCUUGGUUAUAGUGUACAAUAGUUGACCGAGGGAUCGUACGCAAAGUGAAAUUAAUAGAAAAAGGGAGAGAAGAGAAACCAAAGAAACUUUGAAAGACCAAAGAACUGACAUAAAGAAACGUAUUUAACGGCUGCGAUACUAAUGUGGAAUACCUCAAUCGAGUUUGCAGUGAAUUGUGGAUAGUAUAUGGAUAUGCAGCGUCUCUUUUAUAAAUGAUGAAUGAUUUUAUAUGACCAAUAUACGUGAUAAGGACAGUUUGAGGAUGAUGCUGUACCAGCAGUUUUCCAAUUUGUGAAGCUAUCGAUUUACAGAGAAAAUUGUGGUUUCACUUGAUAAACCUCGCUAAUCAUAAUUACUAAAUAUUAUUUUCUUCGACUACUUGAAAUGUUUAUAUUGUAAAUAACGCAAGAAAGUUUUUAAACGGUUGACGUUGUUUGGAAAAAAAAAGGUAACUUAAAAACGAAGCACAAUCCACUGAAAGUACGAUGUAACAAUAAUCGACGAUAAAAGAUUUCUGCUGUCGAUGAUUCGACGCUUUAGUGAUUUGAGAGAUAAUCAAAACUGAUAUAAUGCUUUAUUUAUAUCGAUGCAUGUGUACGAUAACGAUGUGUUUCAUCUGUAUAUUAUAUGUACAAUUGUACCGUGUCCGAUUAACAAACACGUAGUUAGUUCAAAA